Doryrhamphus excisus (bluestripe pipefish) is the source of this 3579-nucleotide messenger RNA. It is a transcript of the gene ccdc85cb, whose product is annotated as coiled-coil domain containing 85C, b. Gene Ontology annotation, cellular component: apical junction complex. The record is from RefSeq and is a predicted model, not a curated record. Lineage: Eukaryota; Metazoa; Chordata; Actinopteri; Syngnathiformes; Syngnathidae.
GACGAGGAGGGGGCGUUGCCACAAUUCCUAACCAGCCGCUCCUGUGAGGAUCCAAUCCUGCAAAAUAGGCUUAGCUCCCCGGGAACAGGCGGCGAGGCUGGCCGAAGAAGGGCUCUUGUUUCGGCCGUUUGCUGGAAUGUUCUCCAGACCGUCCGCUAGCUUGCUGAGUGCGAUGCUUGGCUUCAAAUGGAGCCGUGUUCGGUGAGGGCUGCUCGGUGACAACACUCGGCCCGGCGCCGUUCGACCUGCUCGGAUAUUCUUGCUAAUUUAGGUUUUUUGACGUUUUUAACAUCCGUUAUGUGUUUGAACACGAUCCCCCAGUUGAGACUCGGUUGAAGCUCUUCCCUUUUCUGCCGUUUCAACCCCUCCGCACCGAGUCAUGGCCAAAAACCAGUCCGAGUCUGCGGGCGACGACCUCAGCCAGCUGACGGACGACGAGCUGCUCCGCUGCGGCAAGGAGGAGCUCCUCCGGAGGCUUCGCCGGGUCGACGGCGAGAAGAUGAACUUGAUGAUCGAGCACGGCAACAUGAUGAAGGACAUCAACCGGAGGCUGCAGGUGCACCUCCAUGAGAUCCGCAGCCUGAAGGAGGUCAACCAGAAGCUGCAGGACGACAACCAUGAGCUCCGCGAGCUCUGCUGCUUCCUGGACGACGACCGGCAGAAGGGCAAGAAGCUCUCCCGCGAGUGGCAGCGCUUCGGCCGCUACACGGCCAGCGCCAUGUGGAAGGAGGUGGGCACCUACAUGAUGAAGCUCAAGGAGCUGGAGGCCAACCAGGAGAGCGUGCUGAGGGAGAACACCGAGCUGAAGGAGAUCAUCCUCAUGUUGGACGAGGAGAGGAACGGGGCCGGGUCCAGGAGCUCCAUAGACAGCCAGUCCAGCCUGAGCAACCUGAACGGGGGCACCGGUACCGUCCGGGACGUCGGGGACGGGAGCAGCACGUCCAGCGCCGGCAGUACCGGAAGUCCCGACCACCACAACCACAUGCACAAGCCCGCCUCCGAGGGCGCCAAGGUCGCACCCCCCAUGAGGAGGUCCAUGGACGACCUGUCCGUGCCCCACCAUCACAGGAGCAUCCCCAAUGGCCUCAAUGAUCCCUCCUCCAACUACAUCCGACAGCUGGAGACCAAAGUGCGAAUCCUGGAGGACGACAACAACAAGCUUCUGUCGCAGGCUCAUAACCGUUAUAGUUUAUCACAGAUACAUGCCACCAAGUGCAACCCAGGUGACCUCCGAGCCCUGAGGAAAGGCAUGACCCUUUACCACUCCGAGUCCCAGCUGUCCUCGCUGCCCCAGCGCCAGGACGCCAUGCCCUUGGGAACAGGCCGUCUUCCAAACAGCGAAUCCUCCCCGGCCACGGGAUAUCUGUCCUGCGUCCAGAAGCCCGAGGCCGUGGUGCACGCCAUGAAGGUUCUGGAGGUCCACGAGAACUUGGACAAGCAGGUUCCUGAAGACUACGAGGACGACCUGAGUGAGAAGGAGAAGGCCAUCGUGCGGGAGAUGUGCAACGUGGUGUGGAGGAAGCUGGGUGACGCUGCGGGGUCCAAACUGUCCAUCAGGCAGCACCUGUCAGGAAACCAGUUCAAGGGUCCACUGUAGCAUGAGCAUGCGUGCCCACCUGCAUGGCGACCGGUCCGCCGCCCUGACCGGGUUCCCUCCGCCACACACUCAGACAGGCUCCAUCAGCGACCGCCCGGUCCGCUCCUCACUCGUGUUUUCAUCUCUGCCAGCGUCCGACAAUUUUGCACCUGACUGGCUCGCCACUUUGUUUUGGUUUUGAACCCGUUGAGGCGACAGGAAAGACUCACGUCAUGUGACACUAAGCUACCGAGUUCCAAGCACAGCGCUUCCGAGCCGGCGGGGGGGCAGGAGUCCAUCUUGGAAUAUUUUUGAUAUUACCUCCUGUAGCACCCCCUUGCACCUGUCAAGCCCCCCCCCCCCCCCCCCCCAUCCAAGGGACUUUACAUUAGCAUUAGCGUACAAAAGUGUUAACUAGUGCAAACCCACUGUGACCUAGCACCUUCUCGCUCGUUUAGGACCACGGUGUCUACCAUGUUUGUUUUAGCGUGGCCAUGUGAUCAACUUUUGGUAUUAAUGUUUUUUUAUGAUCUUGCUGUUUUAGGAAUCAGCGUUUCGUACUUUCUAACGGUGAACAAAACCACCACCAAUGAUAGGAUGCUGUGUGCAUGCUCGACAAUCAUCUUCUCAGGUUGGGAGGGCGACAGCUUUAGCGCCUUUGUGGAAGAAAUACCGCAUAGUCAGCACGGAACAACAGCUUCCGGGUAGAACUUGUCCGUGUUUUCCACUGCAUGCUUUUGGAACCUUUGGUUCUCCACACACUUCUCUCUGUCCCCUGAUCAAGAAAGAAAAGAUGUUGUGAUGUCAAACGCGUGGAUAGCGAUGGAAGCGCGUCUUUUGCUGCCUUGUGAUUGGGCAGCUGUGGCCCCUCCCAUCUCUUCUCCCAAAUAACAUCGAUUCACUCAUGAUAAAAGUGGCCUUUUUUCUAGGGAGUGAUCAAUCCGAAGCCAUGAUCUUGUAGGAAGUGAUGUACUUGGCCGCACAGCGUUUACAUGGGGAUCAUUCUGGAACAUGUGGUCUCCAACAGGUAGCUCGUGAGCUGUAAAAUUUUAAGAAUAUUUGCGUGAACUCUUUAGGAUUUUGUUUUAGUGAUGCUGGAUAUUGAAGGGUGGCCAUAUUUCCAUGAGUAAAAACUGGGACACGCGGUCCAACAAAUGGGACUGCACGUUUCCUCAAUGACGACGCCAUCAAUACCAAUACCGAUACCUGUAAAGCACACCGCCUCCCAAUGCAUAGGAACAAAUUACAAUUACAAAAUGCUAUAAACACCAGACACCAAUUCAGAGAUUGAGAGGCAUUCAGAUCUUCCCCAGACUAAUGUGGCGUCAACACUUUGUCUUCCCUGUGGGUUUGUGUUGGGCAUUGCUAGUCUUUCAUUGACGCAUGAUGACCAGGACACAGCAUCGAGUCCACAAGGACCGCUCUGUUAGAGAGGAGCCGUGCUUGGCAAAUAAACAACCUCAGUGUUGCCAGUCAUAAAGAAAAGAAACAGCUCACCUCGUCCUUAGUUUUUGUCAAGUCGAGCUGAAAGCCGGAGCCCAUGUUCUAGAAAGGCUAGCUAGCAUGUUCUCGCCAAGCUCACUCAUCCUGAGGACCAAACAGAUGGAAGAGGCCACUUUAGACUCCAAUGAAAGAAAUUAAAUAAACGACUUGAUGAAAAUAGAACAAACGGGCUCCAUGCGUCUUCAUUCCUGCACCAACACUGCCCCCCUGUGGCGCAAAUGCGCAACUUUGGCCUGCAACAAAAAAAACAGGUGAAAUUGAUUGAAAAAAAGUCAUUUUAUUUUUCCAAGUGCCACUAUGACACAAAAGCAAAGAAGCGGGUGUGAAACCAACGUAGGAAUGUAAGGAUGAAAUGUACAACGUCAAUGAUCCAGUGUUUGAUAUCACAUCACGAUAUCAGGUUGAUCCCACCAUGAGGAUCCUGCUUCGCCUUUGGGAUGUUUGGGUACACUCUGUCAUCUCAUCCACCCUCCACGGUUCAUGGGCAUGCCCGGUGGCGG